Geodia barretti is the source of this 594-nucleotide messenger RNA. NCBI's taxonomy places the organism in Eukaryota, Metazoa, Porifera, Demospongiae, Tetractinellida, Geodiidae. The record is from the annotation of a GenBank genome assembly.
AUGGUUGGCUCGUUUCGUUUCGUCUCUGUACCUUUGGCUACGCUGACGGCCUCCACCGUUCUAUUGCUUUACCUCUACUGGAGAGAGAGACGGAGAACAAAGCGCCUGCUUUCAUCCCGCGGAGCUGCAUCAAAAGUCCUCUUUUUCCCUGACGUCGAAACCGUGAACAUAGAGGAACUAUCCAACACGCUCGAGUGUGCAGUGAACAGCCUCGAUGUGUGCGUGUACGCCAUCUCUAACUGGAAACUGAUGGAUAUACUAAUUGGCGCCCACCGGAGGGGCGUCGCCGUGCGGGUAAUAACGGAUAGGGACCAGAUGUCUAUCAACCCGUCCCCAGUGGAGAAACUGCGGCGAAACGGGAUCCAGGUCCGCCGUAACAACGACUCGUACUUAAUGCACCACAAGUUUGCCGUGGUCGACGGACGUUGCCUGGUGAACGGCUCCCUCAACUGGACUCAGCAGGCAGUUCAUGGUAACCAGGAGAACAUUGUGAUCUCUACCAACUCUGAUAUCGUGGGGCCGUUCCUGGACCAGUUUGAGGUUCUCUGGGAGCGGUUUCACCCACAGAACUACUGCCCCACUGACCUUACUUGA